Molecule: messenger RNA, 1377 nt
Organism: Spinacia oleracea (spinach)
Lineage: Eukaryota; Viridiplantae; Streptophyta; Magnoliopsida; Caryophyllales; Amaranthaceae
Product: probable pectinesterase 53
Exons: 5
Coding region: 87-1241 (384 amino acids)
Biological process (GO): cell wall modification; pectin catabolic process
Molecular function (GO): pectinesterase activity
Source: RefSeq, a predicted model, not a curated record
UCCAUUAUUUCAUUUCACUUCACAUUAUAUUGUUAUUGUUUCCACUUACCAAUAACAUUAUUAAUUAAUUACUAUUCAAUUCACAUAUGGCUCCAAGAAAACACCACAUCCUUCCUCUUUUGUCUCUCUUCUUUCUCUCUCGAAUUUCAUGGAGUGAUGCCACUCCACAGAAAGACUAUGAUAAAUGGUUAACGUGGAAUGUCCAUAACCACCAUUUGAGGAGGCUCGCCGCUAAGCCGCCGCCAAACGCCGCUGCUGCCGGGUUAUCGGGGAGUACUCCAACAACUAAGGCUUUAGAUGUGAGGCUUGAAAAGGCUGAGGUUAAUAAAGAAAGAUUUAUUAUUAAUCAAAAUGGAACAGGAGAUUACAAAACCAUCUCUGAAGCUAUUGAUAAUAUUCCUAUUCAUAACACUAAGAGAUUCAUCUUACAGAUUAUGCCUGGUGUUUAUAGGGAAAAGAUUCACAUCCCUAAAAUUAAGCCAUUCAUAAGCUUCAUCGGAGAUCCGGAUAAUCCACCAACCAUCACUGGGAAUGACACGGCGUCAUCUAUGUCACAAGGAGGUGGCGCGGCCUUAAGCACCUUUCAGAGUGCUACCGUUGCAGUGGACGCUGAUUACUUCAUCGCCUCCAAUAUUAUAUUCGAGAACACGGCUCCACAUGAAGUGGGCACAGUGGGGGAGCAAGCAGUGGCACUAAGAAUAUCAGGCAACAAAGCUUCAUUUUAUGAAAGUAGCUUCUAUGGUUCACAAGACACACUUUAUGAUCACAAAGGCCUUCACUAUUUCCGCAAUUGCUUUAUUCAAGGCUCCGUUGACUUUAUAUUUGGCUACGGUAGAUCAUUCUAUGAGAAUUGUACAUUGAACUCAAUAGCAAAGAAGGUGGCAUCAGUAACAGCACAAAAAAGGAAUGAAAAAUCAAUGUCAAGUGGAUUUUCCUUCAAAGAUUGCAAGGUGACCGGAAGUGGUACGGUUUACUUGGGAAGAGCAUGGGGUGAUUAUUCUAGGGUUGUUUACUCUUUCUCUUUUCUCGACAAACUUGUUCUCCCUCUUGGAUGGAACAAUUGGGGUAAAUCUAACCGUAAUUCGAAGGUGUACUAUGGAGAAUACAAAUGUAGUGGGCCUGGAUCCAAUGUUACGGGAAGAGUUACUUGGGCUCGGGCCCUUACAGAUGUAGAGGCUGAACCUUUCAUUGGGACUUAUUAUGUUGAAGGCGAUAGUUGGCUUUUGAGCCCAUCAACAUGAUUUUGAUCACCAACCUCCUUUCUUUACUUCUUUUUAUUUAUUUAUUUAUUUAUGCUCAUCAACUUAAUAAAGUGUCACCUCUUGCAAUCUAACACUUUUUUCAUGGACUAUACAAUUCCAAACCCAAUUCCCUUUA